CGGGCUGGGGCGGGGUGGGCACGGCCGCCCUUGCGGCGCCCGCGGCGGGGAUUUACCGGCUCCGGUUCCUGUGCCCGCAGCCCGGCCGGGGUCCCGGCGGUGCCCGCGGCUCCGGGGCGCACCGGGCGGGCCGGUGACCUUGGCGAGCGGCCGGUCCUGCGCAGCGCCGGCACCGGGGCAGGGCCGAGCUCCCGGCGUCGCAGCGGCGGCACCGGCGGAGCUACCGGGGGAGGCACCGGGGGAGGCACCGGGGGAGGCACCGGCAGCACCGGCGGCCCCUCCCGCGCGCCGGCACCGGGCACACGAUGCGCCCCCAAAGCCCCUGGGCCGCCGGGCCCGCGGCGCUGCUGCUCCUCGCCGCCCUGGCGGCCUCCGAGGCGCUGCCCAACGCCCGCGGCAGGAAGAAGGUGGUUCAUGUCAUGGAGGGUGACAGCGGCGCCGUGGUGGUGCAGACAGCCCCGGGCAAGGUGGUGACGCAUCGCGGCGGCACCAUCAUCCUGCCCUGCCGCUACCACUACGACGUGACCGCGCACGACCCGGCCGAGAUCCGCCUCAAGUGGACCAAAGUGACGGAGCCCAUGGCGUUCGUGGACGUGUUCGUGGCGCUGGGCAAGGCCCGCCGGGCGUUCGGGCCCUACCGCGGCCGCACGGCCCUGCAGGAGGACGGCGUGGGCGACGCGUCGCUCAUCAUCCGCAACGUGACCCUGCAGGACUACGGGCGCUACGAGUGCGAGGUGACCAACGAGCUCGAGGAUGACACCGGCGUGGUCAAACUGGACCUGGAAGGGGUGAUUUUCCCGUACCACCCCCGCCUGGGGCGCUACACGCUGAACUUCCACGAGGCGCAGCAGGCGUGCCUGGAGCAGGACGGGAUCCUGGCCUCGCACGACCAGCUGCACCAGGCGUGGCUGGAGGGCAUGGACUGGUGCAACGCGGGCUGGCUGCAGGACGGCUCCGUGCAGUACCCGAUCUCCCGGCCCCGCGAGCAGUGCGGCCGCAAGGACACGCCCGUGGGCGUCCGCAACUACGGCUACCGCCACAAGGAGAGCGAGCACUACGACGCCUUCUGCUUCACCUCCAACCUCAACGGCAAAGUUUAUUUCCUGAAGACCUUCCGCAAGCUGAGCUACCCGGAGGCCGUGCAGGCGUGCAAGAACAACGGCGCGGCCGUGGCCAAGGUGGGCCAGCUGUACGCGGCCUGGAAGCUGCAGCUGCUGGACCGCUGCGAGGCGGGCUGGCUGGAGGACGGCAGCAUCCGCUACCCCAUCGUGAACCCCCGCGCCCGCUGCGGCGGCCGCGAGCCCGGCGUGCGCAACCUCGGCUUCCCCGACAAGAAGUACAAGCUCUUCGGCGUGUACUGCUUCAAAAAGGCCGGGGACGCGCCGCCCGUGGUGGCCGCGGGCUUCCCCAAGCGCGUGUGAGGGUUCGGGGCGCUCGGGCGGCACGCCCGGGUCUGGGAUUUGGGGUUCGGGGUUCGGGCCGUGCCCCGCGCGGUGCGGGGAGCUGCGGGCAGCCCCCGCCGGGACCGAGAGGCGGCGGCGGCGCGGGCCGGCGGCCCCGGGGGCGCUUGGGGGCCCCGGGGCGGCGGGAGGGGCCGGGCUCGGUGGGCCCCGCCGGGAGCGGCUCCCGCUCCGCAGCUCUCGCUUCUCGGCGCGCCUGUUGCAUGCGCUAAAGCGCCGCAGAGCCCCCGCCCUCCUCAUCCUCAUCCUCAUCCGCAUCCUCAGCCCGUCCCCGCGCUGACCGAGCCCGAAAUCCCCCCGUGGCGCUGGGCGAGGAUUGGGGGCGCCGGGUUUGGCUCCGUUCGGGGUCCCGCAGCCCCCGGGGCAGCUCCCGCUUGGCUUGGCCGGAGCGGGCAGGGCCGGGGGGCAGCGGGCGCUGUGCCCACCCGGCCGGGCACCGCCGCAGGCUUUGGCAGCCCUGGACGCAGAUGAAAUAAAAGCUUCGGCCGCUUUGGAGAGCUGA
This is a messenger RNA of Zonotrichia leucophrys gambelii, 1962 nucleotides long. RefSeq names its product hyaluronan and proteoglycan link protein 4 (gene HAPLN4). Bases 306 to 1421 code for a protein of 371 amino acids. The transcript has 5 exons. The record is from RefSeq and is a predicted model, not a curated record. Gene Ontology annotation, molecular function: hyaluronic acid binding. Lineage: Eukaryota; Metazoa; Chordata; Aves; Passeriformes; Passerellidae. Gene Ontology annotation, cellular component: perineuronal net; synapse. Gene Ontology annotation, biological process: positive regulation of neuroblast proliferation; skeletal system development; central nervous system development.